Clonostachys rhizophaga is the source of this 519-nucleotide messenger RNA. NCBI's taxonomy places the organism in Eukaryota, Fungi, Ascomycota, Sordariomycetes, Hypocreales, Bionectriaceae. The record is from the annotation of a GenBank genome assembly.
AUGCCGGCAAAGACUACAAAAUCUGUUCGUCGCCAAGAAGAGCGCCGAAAGGCAGCUCGAGAUGCAGGCAUAGUCGAGGCCAAUGUCACCAGGUGCCUGGAGAAUGCCGAGCCAAGCUCAGACUUCAGAGCCAAAGGUAGGCACCUUUUGAAACAAGCUAAAAGGUUCAAAAGCCUAGGCCCCAAACAACCUGCUUCUCAAAUCCUUGUGAAAGCGGUUGACAGCAGCGCCGCCCUACAAGCCGUCAAGACGAGCCAAGCGGGCAAAGGAUUCGAAUCCGAAUCUGGCAAUGCACCUUCCCUCGCCCUAAGAUCUCUCAAUGCGACAGAAAGUCAGCACAUAAGAGACGAUCAGCCCUCCCAAGAAAUGAUACGAGAGUGGCAGCAAGACACGGAGACAAGAAUUGAGAAAAUUCGAAACUCUGAGGCAUCCGGUAUAUUCAAUGCCGAGCAAGCUAAAGCGCAUAUGUCAGCCAUCAAAUAUUCUUUGAAGAAACUGGUUGAACGUGGCCAAACAUGA